Messenger RNA from Oncorhynchus masou masou (cherry salmon), 2119 nucleotides. RefSeq lists its product as uncharacterized. Gene Ontology annotation, molecular function: endopeptidase inhibitor activity. Gene Ontology annotation, biological process: negative regulation of endopeptidase activity. The record is from RefSeq and is a predicted model, not a curated record. The transcript is spliced from 3 exons. NCBI's taxonomy places the organism in Eukaryota, Metazoa, Chordata, Actinopteri, Salmoniformes, Salmonidae. The coding region runs from base 137 to 1291 and encodes 384 amino acids.
CCCUUGUCCCCCUCCCUUCUCUCUGGAUGUUUAGCUCCUCCCUCCCUCCCGUUUUCAUCUCUCCCUGUCUGGCUCCUCUGGGUGACAGUCAUUGUUUGUCUUCUCUUCGUUGGGGCAGCCUCGUUUCUCCUGAAGGAUGUCGGGCCUUUUGACGACUAACUCCAGCUCCGUGCUCCUCCUGCUGUCUGUCUCCCCGGCCCUCCUUCUCCUCCUCCUCCUCCCGCCGUUGCCGCUGGACGCCAAGUCAUUGUCCGCUGCCCGUGGAGUGGCGGGGCGUGGUCUGGACGCCACAGGAGGCGGGGUCAGGCAUCUCCGCAGAGACCUCCGUGAUUCGCUGCCGUACGAGGCCGGGAUGAUGUCCUAUCCUGGGGAGUCGGCUGACGUUCUAACCCGGCGGGGGGGCAACGAGCUGCUCUAUCAACCAGAGGAGUGGAGGGGGCAGGGCUUAGGACAGGCUCUGCAGCAAUUGGUGGAGAACGACGAGAGGCAUGAACAGGAAACGGCGUACCUGUCCGGGUUGCUCCGCCUCCUCAGUGAAGCUGAAGGAGCUGCCGGAGAGGAGGGGGGUGAGGAGGACCAUGGGCCAGGGGACUUCCAAGGGCCCUAUACCCGUGACUACGAUGAGACAGAGCAGGGGAUAAGAAUGGGAAAGCCCCAGGCUGCAGCUCCAUGGCAGGGCCUACUGGACCCCCAGCUCACCCAGGCUCUGCUCAACAGAUACAGGCAGGAGAGGCUGCAGCAGCAGGCCGGGUUACCAGGUCUACCAGCCGCCAUCAACAGGUUUACAGACAACAGGCUGGAAACAGGCAGCCAGGACCAAGACCAGGAGGCUCUGAGAUACCUCGUAACCAAGAUCCUGUCCAGCAUUAGUCCCAACAACCCCCAGGGUUCGUCAGGCCGCCGGGCGAGGAGGGACCUGGUGUCUGUGUCUGGUGGUGGGGGUGGAGGGGUCAGAGCAGCCUCAGAACCAGUCUUCCACAGAUCCCGUCGCUCCCUGGUCUCCCCUCCUACUCCCUCCCCCAGCCGGGAGCCCUCUCCGGGGCUUCUGAGGGUCAAGAGGCUGGGGUACAUGGAAGAGGGCCCUGGAUGGCUUGGGGGAGAGAGGGAGGGCCACAAGACCCCAAACCAUGCUGUGGGGUUACAGAGGAUGAAGAGGAUCGACACCGAACUACAGGCCCAGCCUGGUGGGAGGCCCAGCCGCAGGAGAAGAGCCCUGAACUACGACCCCCAAGCCCUAACCCACGACCCCGAGCUGCUGGUCCAACACAUCCUACACUACCUGCCACAGUAGAGAGGGAGAGAUAGAGAGACAGUGAGAGAGAUGGAGAGACAGAGAGAGAGAGAUGGAGAGAGAGAAACAGAGAGAGAUAGAUAAACAGAGAGACGGAUAUAGAGAGAUACAGAGAGAGAUAUAGAUGGAGAGAGAGAAACAGAUAGAGAUAUAGAUAUAGAUGGAGAGAGAUAUAUAUAUAGAGAGAGAGCGAUAGAGAAGCAGAGAGAUAGACAGAUGAGAGAGAGAAACAGAGAGAGAUAUAGAUAUAGAUGGACAGAGAGCGAUAGAGAGAGUUGGAGAUAUGGAGAGAGAUGGAUAGAGAGAGAUGGAUAGAGAGAGAUGGAUAGAGAGAGAUAGAUAGAGAGAGAUAGAGAGAGAGAGAGAUAGAGAGAUGGAGAGAUGGUUAGAGAUGGAGAGAGAAGCAGAGAGAGAUAGACAGAUAGAGAGAUAGAGAGAUGGAGAGAGAUGUAGAGAGAGAUAGAGAGAGAGAUAGAGAGAGAGCGAGAGAGAGAGAGAGAGAUGGAGAGAUGGUUAGAGAUGGAGAGAGAAGCAGAGAGAGAUAGACAGAGAGAGAUAGAGAGAUGGAGAGAGAAGCAGAGAGAGAUAGACAGAUGGAGAGAUAUAGAGAGAGAGAGAGAGAGAGAGAGAGAGAGAGAGAGAGAGAGAGAGAGAGAGAGAGAGAGAGAGAGAGAGAGAGAGAGAGAGAGAGAGAGAGAGAGAGAGAGAGAGAGAGAGAGAUGGAGAGAGAGAGAACCUCAUGCUUAUUAACAGUGUAGUAACACCUUCUAACACUCUAUAUAUUAUAAUAUUCAUAAACGUCUUUGAAAUAAAGCUUCAAUCAAAGUA